AUGCAAAAGAGCUCGAAAUUUAUCUCUUUUCUAUCCACUCUCUCACCACCCUAUGUCCCUGCCAGCUACGAGCUCAAGGCCGUCAUCUCUCAUUACGGCAGCAGCAUCUACACUGGACACUACAAGGCUCUCAUAUCCCGCGAGUUUGAAUGGCUUGAAUAUGAUGACGACCACGUCAAGUCCGUAUGCUUUGAGAGAGUCGUCUGGGAUAGCCAUGCCUUCACGUUGCUCUAUCAUCGAAUCAACGACAGCACCUUGAUCCAUCCCGUUCAUCCUCCAAAUUUCGCGCCGCCGACGGAUGAUACUGAACCCUUGAAUGACUUCGACAUGCAAACCUCCGACCCCGAUGACGAUAGCAAUGCCUCUAACCAGGACCAAGAUAUUCAGAAACUUACCGAAACGGUGAACAGUGAGGAAGCGCUCUCCGAACCUGAGUCCGGUAGCAACGCCUCCGAUCGAGACCAAGAUAUUGAGCAGCUUACCGAAAUGGUGAUCAAUGAUGAAGCGCUCUCUGGUGAGCUAAGAAAUUUUAUUUUCGGUGUACAGCUCGGGACUAAUGUCUUGGAUAUAGUCAAAGGAUGUGAAGACUGCAGGAUGUACAAGGAUGCCUAUGAAGCCGUGACUUUGGGCUUUGCACAAUAUGAUCUCUAUGUUGCUGGGGUGUACAACCCGCUACUUGAGGACCUCAAGGCAAAGUCUUUGCAGGAUCCGAAGGUCGAGGCAGAAUUAGAGUGGAUCGAGGAUCAACAAGAGCACUUUGACUCGGCCAUCAACAACACAAUGACACGCCUCCGCGAGGUGAUGCCUGAGUACAUGGUUGGGCAUUGGGUGAGCCUCUUCGAUAGCGUCUCAAGAAAAGCAAAAGAGAAGAAGGCAGUCGAUCAAGUAGAGCCUGGCACGGAAGUCGGCUUGGGAGUGGUUUGA
Messenger RNA from Letharia lupina, 924 nucleotides. RefSeq lists its product as uncharacterized. Gene Ontology annotation, biological process: protein deubiquitination. Gene Ontology annotation, molecular function: cysteine-type deubiquitinase activity. The transcript has 2 exons. Bases 1 to 924 code for a protein of 307 amino acids. NCBI's taxonomy places the organism in Eukaryota, Fungi, Ascomycota, Lecanoromycetes, Lecanorales, Parmeliaceae. The record is from RefSeq and is a predicted model, not a curated record.